CUGCCACUCUCCUCACACAAGUAGACAGCAACGCCUGGUGAAGUCGCACCACCUCCUGAUACCUGCUUUUUAUAACCGGUCUCUUUCCAAACAUACUUUUGCAGGUUUUACCAUUCUCAGAGCAGUCCGGCAAGGAUCGUUCCUUAAGACAAGAACAGAUUUUCUCAGAUAUCCACGUCUUCUCCUGUACUUCACUGCCAUCAUGGUCGAAAGUUUUGCUGGAACAUGGAAAAUGUGUGAUUCCAAGAAUUUUGAUGAGUAUAUGAAGCAGCUGGGUGUUGGGUUUUUAAUGCGACAAAUGGGCUGCUCUACUAAACCCACAACUAUCAUAGAGCUCAACGGUGACGAAAUUAUCGUGAAGACACAGAGCACAUUUAAAAACACAGAAAUAAAGUUCAAAUUGGGUGAAGAAUUUGAUGAGGACACUGCUGAUGGCAGGAAGGUCAAGUCUGUAGUGACGCUUACAGAUGGCAAGCUGGUUCAUGUUCAGAAGUGGGAUGACAAAGAGACAAGUUUAGUGAGGGAAGUCAAGGAUGAUGACCUUACACUGACUCUCACUGCAGGUGAUGUGGUGUGUACUCGCACAUACAAAAAGGAAAAAUGAGCCUGCAGUCUGCCACCCCGUGUCUCCCCCCACCUCAUGUACAGUUGGCAGGAGAAGUCCAAGACUACCUGUAAAAGCAUUUUUUUCUUUUUUUUGCUCUUGCUUCCGUGUGGAGUGUUUACCACUGGGCCCACAAAUAA
This is a messenger RNA of Polypterus senegalus (gray bichir), 744 nucleotides long. Its product is annotated as fatty acid-binding protein, heart-like. The coding region runs from base 203 to 604 and encodes 133 amino acids. The record is from RefSeq and is a predicted model, not a curated record. Gene Ontology annotation, molecular function: fatty acid binding. Lineage: Eukaryota; Metazoa; Chordata; Cladistia; Polypteriformes; Polypteridae. Gene Ontology annotation, biological process: fatty acid transport. The transcript has 5 exons. Gene Ontology annotation, cellular component: nucleus; cytosol.